Messenger RNA from Zea mays, 2003 nucleotides. Its product is annotated as sucrose-phosphatase. The record is from RefSeq and is a predicted model, not a curated record. Gene Ontology annotation, biological process: sucrose biosynthetic process. Gene Ontology annotation, molecular function: sucrose-phosphate phosphatase activity; magnesium ion binding. The transcript has 7 exons. NCBI's taxonomy places the organism in Eukaryota, Viridiplantae, Streptophyta, Magnoliopsida, Poales, Poaceae. Bases 338 to 1651 code for a protein of 437 amino acids.
UCGUUGACUUGGAUUGGAUCCUGCUCGCGCUCAACCAACGGCCAGCGCAUUGCGCCGCCGCAUCCAGCAUGGUUCCCUUCCCCUUCCUUCUCACGGUUGUCGGGGUGGGGGAUGUAUAGAGAUGCAUAGAGUAGUAGUAGUUUCCAUCCUGUACAACACAGAACAGACACAGUCAUGGCAUUGCAUACUCAGCAAUGCUUAUCUCCUCGUCUUCCUUAUCACCAGUAGCUAGCUUGUGUGGAUGGUUGGCCGGCCUUGACGACCCCUGGCUGUCAAAAAAAAGAGAGCAAAUGCUGGUAUAUAUAUAUUGAGGCAAUCUGAGUUGUCUCUGGCAGAGAUGGAUAGGCUCGACGGCUCUGCCCGCCUCCUGCUCGUCUCUGAUCUGGACCAGACGAUGAUCGACCAUGAUGACCGGGAGAACCUGUCGUUGCUGAGGUUUGAGGCGCUGUGGGAGGCGGAGUUCGCCCAGGACUCUCUGCUGGUCUUCUCCACGGGGAGGACGCCGGUGAGCUACAAGGGCUUGCGGAGGGACAAGCCUCUGGUGACGCCGGACGUGACCAUCAUGUCCGUGGGGACCGUGAUAGCGUACGGCGAGGAGAUGGUCCGUGACGUCGGCUGGGAGGAGCGGCUGGACAGCGACUGGGACAGGGCCGUCGUCGUGGAGGAGACGGCUAGGCUGCCCCAGUUGACGCGCAUGCAGCCGGAGAGGAACCAGGGUCCCCAUAAGGUGAGCUUCUUCGUCGACAAGCAGGGUGCUCAGGAAGUGAUGGACUAUCUCCCCAAGAAGCUGGAGAGACGUGGGGUGGAUGUGAAGAUAGUCUACAGCAGCGGGAACGCCCUGGACGUGUUGCCACGAGGUGCAGGCAAGGGGCAGGCGCUGGUGUACCUGCUCAAGAAACUGGAUUCCAACGGGAAGCCGCCCAAGAACACCCUCGUCUGUGGCGACUCCGGAAACGACGCCGAGCUAUUCGGUGUGCCGUCUGUACAUGGAGUCAUGGUCUGCAACGCCCAAGAGGAGCUGGUCCAGUGGUACCAAGAGAACGCGAGGGACAAUCCUAGGAUCAUCCAGGCGACCGAGAGAUGCGCUGCCGGGAUCAUGCAGGCCAUCGGGCACUUGGGGCUAGGGCCCAACGUCUCUGCGAGAGACCUUGUUGGGUUCCCUGCUUAUUAUCCCAACAACAACAAGAAGGGGGCAGCUGCCACCGCUAAGCCCGCAGAUGUGGUGGUGAGGUUCUACGUCCUCUACGAGAAGUGGCGGAGGGGGGAGCUCCCCAGUUCGAAUUAUUUUUCUUCUUCGUCAGCCAUGCGCUACUUGAAAAGCAUCACUCAUCCGAACGGUACAAUCAUUCACCCUUGUGGAUCGGAGCGUUCUCUUCACGCGUCUGUUGACGCUCUGCUGAGUUCUUGCUACGGGGACAAGAAGAACUUCCGGGUGUGGGUGGACAGGCUGGUGACAUCGCCCAUCGGCACAAGCAGCUGGUUGGCGAGGUUCGAUAGCUGGGAGAUGGAAGGUGGCGUUCGGUACUGCUGCCGCACUACUAUUCUGCUCAACAUCAAGCCUGAGAGUCCAGAGGGCCUCGAGCUCACACACAUCCACAAGACCUGGGUCCAAGGGCACUCUGCAGGGCCAGGGAGUGCGCUCGUCUUCUAGACUAAAUCAGUCAAACGCGAAGCAGCAUGUCUUGUUCAAUUAAUUUCCAGAGAGAAAGAAUCCAUCCAAAUGUACGACAGACAGACAGACAGACAGACAGACAUGCCCAAUGCUGGGUACUUCCAUAUUCCAUAUGUACAACAAAACAAAACAAAAGAUGUCCCGAUGCUGGGUACUUCUCAUGAAUUAUUAGCUGAAGCUCUUGUCUUGGAUUUUUCAUAUUUGCAGAAUGUAGUUUCCAGUGUGGCCCAAUGCCAUCAUUCAGAAUGCUAGCUGAAAAGUUAGCGCUGUUAUUUGUACUUCACAAGAAAGGAAAAGAGAUACAUUUUAGGUUUCAAUAUUUUGUCUUAAA